UCUACCCCAUUUCGAUAAACAAAUUACACAGAAGCAAACCCUUUUUGUCUUAGAUCUCUCUUAGGACCAAAGAUUCAAUUUUUAUUUAUUUUUUUAUAAAAAAAAAAAUUGUGUCUGGUUGUCGGAGAAAUGGGUUUUGAUCCUGUGUUGGAGCAGACAUCUUUCACAGCAAAAAAAUUCGAUCUUGGCUGAAAAUGAAAAAAGAAAUAGAAAUGAGGAUUUGAGGAGAGAGAAACUGUUGUUGGUGUAAGAAUAGAAUGAGCAACGGAUUGAACGGCAUUGUAAAGGCGUGGGAGGCGAAGCUGAAGAAAUCAAGAAAAGCCGCAAAGCGUAGGGCUAACAGCAUUUUCACCGCCAUGUCAGUCGCCCACGUCGACGACGACAUCCUCCCCGUCGAUCUCUCCGACGUCGAGACCGCCUUCCCCAACGGCGACAUCUACACCGGCCAAUGGGCCGCCGCCUCCGCCGCCCACGGCCACGGCAAGUACCUCUGGGCCGACGGCCACAUGUACAUCGGCGACUGGCGCAACGGCAGGAUCACCGGCAAUGGCAAGUUCAUCUGGCCCGGCGGCGCCACCUACGAGGGCCGCUUCAAGAACGGCCACCUCGACGGCGAGGGUAUCUACACCGCCGCCGCCGCCGACGAUUUCUACCGCGGCAGCUUCAUCUGCAAUGUGAAGCACGGCAAAGGGUCCCAGAAUUACCCGAGUGGGGACCACUACGAGGGCCAUUUCCGCCGGAACUUGCCCGACGGGAAGGGCCGGUACAAAUGGAAGAACGGGAACCAGUACAUCGGGCAUUGGAGGAGAGGCGGCAUGAACGGAAACGGGACGAUGAUAUGGGCGAACGGCAACCGCUACGACGGCACGUGGGAGAACGGCCUGCCGAGGGGCAACGGGACCUACCGUUGGGUCGACGGGAGUUUCUACGUCGGGAUAUGGAGCAAAGAUCAAGACGACCAGAGCGGGACGUACUACCCGUCCGAUCCGCAGUCGGGCGUCUUCGAGUGGGACCCGCAGGAGGUGUACUCGGUGGGGUUGAGCGAUUGCAGGGUGAGCAAGUGCGAGGAGAUUUCGGUUUUCCCUUCGGAUAUGAGCGUCGACUGGGCUUCCGACGAGGAAGAGUGCGGUGGAGAAAUGAUGAGGAGGGGUGGGUCGGAGGGGUGUAGUUUGGGCUCGGAAUCCGAUUUGAGCUUCGACUGCGGUAGCGGGAGCUUGGAGAUGGGGGCGGGGGUAAAAUGGGAAGAGGGUUCCGCGACGGCCGAUGAAUCGGAGAAAUCGAGAGGGGUUGGUGGUACUGCGAGGAAUCAUAUACUGAUAAAGCCUACGAAAAAGCAGGGGCUCACGAUCUCGAAAGGGCAUAAAAAUUACGAGCUCAUGCUCAAUUUGCAGCUCGGAAUAAGGCAUGCAGUUGGAAGACCUGCUCCAACUACGUCGCUCGAUCUAAAGUCGUCGGCUUUUGAUCCAAGGGAUAAAGUAUGGACAAGAUUUCCGAGGCUAGGAUCGAAACAUACGCCACCUCAUCAAUCGUGCGAGUUCAGAUGGAAGGAUUACUGCCCAUUAGUUUUCAGGGCACUUAGGAAAUUAUUUAAGGUGGAUCCGGCAGAUUACAUGAUAUCCAUAUGCGGAAACGAUGCCCUCAGAGAGCUUUCGUCGCCUGGAAAAAGUGGAAGCUUCUUUUAUUUGACGAACGACGAUAGAUAUAUGAUUAAAACAAUGAAGAAAUCCGAAGCAAAAGUGCUUAUAAGAAUGCUUUCGGCUUACUACAAUCACGUGCGGGCUUCCGAAAAUACCCUCGUGACCAAAUUCUUCGGCCUUCAUUGUGUGAAGAUGACGGGUCCUGCACAAAAGAAGGUUCGUUUUGUGAUCAUGGGAAAUCUGUUCUGCACGGAGUAUGCAAUCCACAGACGUUUCGACUUGAAGGGUUCUUCGCACGGCCGAUUAACUGAAAAACCCGAGUCGGAAAUCGAGCCAACGACCACUUUGAAAGAUCUCGAUUUGAAUUUCAUCUUCCGAUUGCACAAGUCUUGGUUCCAAGAAUUCUGCAGUCAAGUGGACAAAGAUUGCGACUUUCUCGAGCAGGAGAGGAUAAUGGAUUAUAGUCUUCUUGUCGGAAUUCACUUCCGAGAUAUGUCUCAUUCUGGACAGCCACUCAAUAUUUCCGCAGAUCGAACUCCCGUUGGGAAUGCAGAUCAAAAUAUCGAAGGAGCCCAAACAGCUACACUAGGUUCGAACAUUCCAGCACGAGCCGAACUAACGGUGAGAAAAAACAACGGGGAGGCUCAGCUCGUGGGUGAACCAACGGGGGAGUACUAUGAUGUCAUCCUAGUAUUCGGCAUUAUAGACAUUCUCCAAGACUAUGACAUCAGCAAGAAACUCGAGCAUGCGUACAAGUCCUUCCAAUACGACCCUAGUUCGAUUUCUGCUGUCGACCCCAAACAGUACUCAAAGCGUUUUCGUGAUUUCAUAUACAAGAUUUUCACGCAAGACUCGUGAAAGUUUGCUGAAACCGGCGAUUGGUAUAUAUAUUUAAUACGUAUAUCUCACGUGCACUAAAGACAAGUUAGAUAGGUAUAUAUAUACAUGUUUCAAACUUAUUGUAUUUAUAGGUAAGAAGAUAGGUUACACAAAUUUUUUUAUUUAAAAAAAAAAAUUAUAGAAGAGCAAAUUUAAUUUUGCAAAGGCAAAUGUAAAGGCUACCCCAUUCUUUUUGUCCCGGAAAGUAAGAAACUCUCUGGGAUUAUUAUUUUACAACAUUUUCUUUUAUUGUAUUUUUAUUUUCACCCA
Messenger RNA from Erythranthe guttata (spotted monkey flower), 2786 nucleotides. Its product is annotated as phosphatidylinositol 4-phosphate 5-kinase 6. Gene Ontology annotation, molecular function: 1-phosphatidylinositol-4-phosphate 5-kinase activity; ATP binding. Gene Ontology annotation, biological process: phosphatidylinositol phosphate biosynthetic process. Lineage: Eukaryota; Viridiplantae; Streptophyta; Magnoliopsida; Lamiales; Phrymaceae. Gene Ontology annotation, cellular component: plasma membrane. The record is from RefSeq and is a predicted model, not a curated record.